Eriocheir sinensis (Chinese mitten crab) is the source of this 6281-nucleotide messenger RNA. It is a transcript of the gene RpI1, whose product is annotated as DNA-directed RNA polymerase I subunit RPA1-like. Gene Ontology annotation, biological process: DNA-templated transcription. Gene Ontology annotation, molecular function: DNA binding; DNA-directed RNA polymerase activity. The transcript is spliced from 31 exons. Gene Ontology annotation, cellular component: RNA polymerase I complex. The record is from RefSeq and is a predicted model, not a curated record. NCBI's taxonomy places the organism in Eukaryota, Metazoa, Arthropoda, Malacostraca, Decapoda, Varunidae. Bases 159 to 5390 code for a protein of 1743 amino acids.
GUGUAAGAAAUAUUUGUUUCAAGGAGUCUCUUUGGUAUGUUCCGUUGUGAAGGCGCGGUGUUUACAAACAGGGCGACCCACGUGCGGCGGCGGGCUGUCACACACCGGGGCUACACUGACCACGCCAGGGCUGCUCCCGGCCCGUGAACACAAACAGGAUGGGGAGCUAUGGGCAGAUGGAGCACACACGAGUGGAGGACAUUGGGUUCAGGAUCUACACUGCUGAGGAAAUUCGCCGCAUUUCCAUGGUGGAGAUAACCAACGAUGCGUCCCUCAAUGAGCUGGGCCACAUCAUACCCAAUGGCCUCUAUGACCUUCGGAUGGGCCCCCUCCCAGGCAAGUCAAGGGACGGGUGUGAGACAUGUGGGAAACUGUGCGCCCGCUGCCAAGGUCACUGCGGACACAUUGAGCUGCCACUGCCUGUGUACAAUCCCUUCUUCUAUGAUGUGCUCCAGAGGCUUUUGCGGGGAAUGUGCUAUGCCUGUUUCAGGUUUCAGAGUCGGAGCCAUCACGUGGUGCUCCUCAAGUACCAGCUCAAGCUCCUGGAUGCUGGCUAUGGGCACGAGGCUCUUGAGGUUGAGAACAUUGUGUCACGCAGCAUAUCGGACCCCAAGGAGGCCUCAGAGAUGCUGGGACAAAAUGAGAGACCAAAUCAAAAUGACAAAGACCGAGUGGUGAGAAUGUUAACUCUGGAGAAGACCCUCUCCUCGUACUGUGACAAGGUGAUCAACGGAGGUACAUGCAGCCCCGAGUCCUCCACCUGCAUUAUCAAAGGUCUGGAGGUUCAGGUGGUCAAGUCGUUCCUCAAGAAGUGUUCCAUGUCUGCAAAACUUUGCCUCUUCUGCCACCACCCUCGCACCAAGCUUGUCCUCCAGAAUUCACGCUUCAUCAGGGCAGGCGUGGCGGCAAAGCUGGAAAAGGAAGCUGCUGAGGACAAGCACAGGGGGCCACAGGAGGACAUACAGAUACGGGAGGAUCAGCCUAAGGAAGGGGAGACUUUGGAGGAGAUGGUGGAUGCUCAGUCGUACAUCACUUCUGAGCAGGCCAGAGACAUGUUAAGGAAGUGUUGGGAGAAGAACCAGGACCUACUGAGCGCCCUGUACCCGAUCCUGAGCACCAGCACCCUGCCUCACCCCACCGACGUCUUCUUCCUCACCACCCUCCUUGUCGUGCCUCCAAAGUUCCGUCCCUGCAACUACCGUGAUGGCGUGGUUAUAGAGCACCAGCACACUGUCAUCUUCAAGAGCAUAGUGCGUCUCAGCAAGGUCCUGCGCUUCCUGCUGUCCCUGGUGAGCGGCGCCGUGACUGAACUGCCGGAGAUGUUGGAGUACAUGGUGGCGGAGGUGGCGGGCAACACACACGUGGAGAAGAUCCAGAACGUGUGGCACCAACUCCAGAGCUACGUGGACGCCCUCUAUGACACGGAGCUCAGUCGGCUCGUCAAAACCUCCAACAAGGGCAUGAGACAGAUCAUAGAGAAGAAGGAGGGACUCUUCCGCCACAACCUCAUGGGCAAGCGCGUCAACUUCUCAGCACGCUCCGUCGCUGCACCAGACCCCAUGCUGGCUGUGGACGAGGUGGGGGUACCGAGGGACUUUGCAGUGCAGUUGUACUAUCCAGUCCCUGUGACACAGUGGAACGUGGAGCAGCUCAGACGCCUGGUGAGGAAUGGGCCAAAUGUGUACCCUGGAGCGAUAAUGGUUGAGGAUGAGGAGGGCCACCGCAAACAUCUCAGCCCCACUGAUGAGGCGCAGCGCGAGGCGGUGGCCAAGAAGCUGCUGACACCCCCGGAGUCCCACGUGCGCUGCGUCAAUGCCCACAAGAUAGUGUUUCGGCAUCUCCAGAGCGGCGACUUUGUGCUCAUGAACCGGCAGCCGACCCUCCACAGACCCAGCAUCCAGGCCCAUCGUGCGCGGGUGAUGCCCAACGACAGGGUGUUCCGCAUGCCCUACGCCAACUGCAAGGCCUACAAUGCUGACUUUGAUGGGGACGAACUCAACAUGCACUUCCCGCAGAACGAGUUAGCGCGCAGUGAGGCCCAGCACCUGGUAACCACUCAUGCCCAGUACCUCACCCCCAAGGACGGCUCCCCCCUUGCCGGUCUUAUCCAGGACUGUGUGGUGGCCAGUGUGAUGCUUACCAUGAGGGGGAAGUUCUUCAACCGCCAAGACUACCAGCAGCUCGUCUACACGGGGCUGUCCGACCACAUUGCCAAAAUCCGGGUGCUGCCGCCAGCCAUCCUCAAGCCCCAGCAGCUGUGGUCCGGGAAGCAGGUCAUCUCAACGCUCCUCCUCAACAUCAUCCCGCAGCACAAGGCCCGGCCCUCCUUCUCCUUCAAGACCUCGGUGAAAGUGGAUAUGUGGCAGACGGAGGCGCCGCGGACCUGGCAGGCUGGAGGCACGCCGGAGAGAAAGAGAGAGGCCAUGACAGACUCGGACUUUGUGAUGCGCGAUGGAGAGCUGCUUUCAGGGGUUAUUGACAAGAGUGCCAUAGGUUCAACUAGUCAUGGCCUGGUACACGUAUGCUAUGAGUUAUAUGGUGGAGUCAUUGCCUCUCGCUUGCUGACUGCAAUCAACCGGCUGUGUGUGUACUACCUCAAGUGGUGCGGCCACACCAUCAGUGUCAAAGAGUUCGUCACCCCAAAGAGUGUGAGCAAGUGGCGCCGGGAUGCUCUAGGCAACCUUAUCGAGAGGACACCCUUUGGGGUGAGCCUGAAGCUGGAUGUGACGGAGCAGGAUUUGAGGGAUCAUUUUGAGCGCUGCCACAUGUCCGGCAACGACAAGGACAUGGCGGCCAUUGAUGCCGCCUACACCGCCGCCCUCGGCCCCACCACCUCCAAUGUCACCGGGAAAAACGAGAAGCAGCUGCUGAGGCGGGGUCUGGACAACCACAUGAGGAUGAUGGUGGACACGGGGGCCAAGGGGUCCAAGGUCAACAUGAACCAGAUGGCGUCUCUGUUCGGCUCGGUGGCCAUUGACGGGAAGCGAAUGCCGCUCUCCCUCACAGGCAAGACUCUCCCGUCCUUCAAGGCGUAUGAGGUGAACCCACGCGCUGGAGGCUACAUCCCUGACAGGUUCAUGACCGGCAUCAACCCACAGUCGUACUUCUUCCUUUGUGUCGUGGGCAGGGACUCUCUCCAGCAUACCGCCGUGAAGACCGCAGACAGUGGUUACCUGCAGCGGUGCCUCAUCAAGCACCUGGAGGGCAUCCAGGUGAAGUACGACAUGACUGUCCGCAACAGUGAUGGUCUGGUGUUGCAGUUUGAGUAUGGGGAGGACGGGCUUGACGUGACGAAGGUGCCGUUCCUGAAGAGCCUGCCGACCAUGGACGUGCUGGUGCAGAACAACACUCGCCUUAUUGAGCCUCGCACCCUUGCCCUCGCCAGGUCCACCGGAGAGCCCGAUCUUGUGGAACAGUACAGAAAGAAGUUGAUCAAGAGCAAGAGGAACAAGAAUGGCAGUGUGCAGGGUGGUCAUGUGAGGCGCAGCGGCUUCCUCAGGUUCUGCAGCAAGAUGAGCGAGGAGCAGAAGCACAUCCCUGGCUACACCACCGGCCGCUCCAACACAGACGUCCACAUGCAGGAACUAUGGCUCCAGCUGACGGCCAAGGAGAGGGACAAGUACAAGAAGAAGGCCAGCAGGACUCCCGACCCCAUCAACUCAGUGUUCUCCAGUGCUUCCAACCUUAGCGUGGUGUCGGAGGCUCUUGACGCCAUGGUGGCCAAGUACUAUGACGAGGUGCACCUGCCUCAGACGCCUGCCUCGCACCGCCUCACCCGCGAACAGGUUGCCACCACUGUCCAUGUGAAGGCACUCAACUCCAUCGUCAACCCGGGCGAGGCUGUCGGGGCCCUCUGUGCUCAGGCCCUCGGGGAACCCCUCACCCAGAUGACCCUCAACACCUUCCAUUUUGCCGGCAGGGAUGAGCUCAACGUCACACUCGGUGUUCCCCGCAUGAAGGAGGUGCUGAGAACCGCCUCCAAAAUGAUCUCCACGCCCAUCAUGGAGAUUCCCUUCCUUCCGCACGUCACGAGGGGGCAAGCCGAGGCCCUGCGGCUCAAACUCUCCGAGGUGUCCCUAAGCAAGGUGCUGAAGGGCAUGACCAUCACCAAGAAGCUCCACCAGGAUGAAAAGACGAAGAAGCUGUACCACCGCUCCGUCAUCCGCCUCGCCUUCCUCCCCCAGCGAGAGUACCGCCAUGUGUGUGCUGUCACCCCUUCGCAGGUCCUGAGCUUUGUCGAGAAAGAGUUCAUCCACAAAAUGCUGUUGAAGGACAUCCACAGCGCUUUCAUGCAUAAGAGAGUCAUGAUAAAUUCUUUUAAAAGUAAAACCAGAAGGAGUAAAGCUCCUGAUGAGGGUGAAGGGCGUGAUGCAUUUGAAGAAGAAAAACAGGAAAGUGAAAUGAAGAAAGUAAGGUUUGGUAUGUCCGAUGAUGAAAAUGAUGAAGAGGAAGAAGACAAGACUGGCGGAGAUGAAGAUGUUGCUUCCUCAUCCUGGAACAAGAAGCAGAAAGAGCAAGACUAUUCCGAGAACGAAGAGGAUGAGGAGGAAGAGGAUGAGGGUUUAGCAGGCUGGGCGGAUGAUGAUGAGCCCAAGAAGGUGGAGGCUGUGGUUGAGGACGAAGGCUUUGGGGAGGAAGAAACAAAAGAAAACACAGAGGCCCCAAGCUCCAGCCUCCACAUCAGCACCAAGCGACGCAAGGGGAAGGUGUCAGAGGAGGAGUUGAAGUUCCGCCAGGAGAGGCUGCUCCUCAGGGACUCAUGGAUCAAGGAAUACAACUUUGACACAGAGAAGGAGCUGUGGUGUGAGGUGACGCUACAUCUCCCAGUGAGUCGUGGCGUCUGCGACCUCCAGUCCAUCAUGCGGCAGAGGGCAGAGCGCGCUCUUGUCCACAAUGUGCAAGGCAUCAGGCGCGUCUUUGUUGUGGAGAAGGACAACAACCUUAUGCUCAGGGCCGAAGGCGUCAACAUUCUGAAAAUGUUUGAGUUUGAACACCUGCUGGACGUGAACCGCCUCUACACCAACAACAUCCACCACGUGGCGGAGAUGUAUGGCAUCGAGGCUGCCCAGCGCUCCAUCAUCAAAGAGUUGCGCGCUGUCCAGUCAGCCUAUGACAUCCAGGUUAACUUCCGGCACCUGACCCUCCUGGCCGACUACUUCACCUGCGAGGGAGUGUACAAGGCUUGCUCCCGCCACGCCAUGGUGUCCGCUCUCUCUCCCCUCCAGAAGAUGUCCUUUGAGACUUGUACCAGCUUCCUUAAAUCAGCAGUCCUUAGAGGUGAGAAAGACAGGAUGGAAUCUCCUUCGGCCAGUGUUGCAUUUGGCCAGCCGGUCAGACUCGGCACAAAUGCGAUGCAGCUCCUACAUGCCGUGAAGGUUGGCGCCUCUUGAAAGUCCUCAUGGGGAUUAACCUCAUAGCUGGCAUUGGUGUAGUUAUUAUUCAGUAAACUGUAGAUUUAGUGUACUAAUUUGAGACCCCACCUCAAAUAACUCAAUGAGUUAUUUGAGGAUUGCUUGUGGUGUGAGUAGAAUGGAUGGAAUGAGUAAUGAGAGUGUGUACGAGCGUUUUGGAAUGUGUCGGGGGUGAAGGGAAGAAGUGUGGAGUGAUGGAAGAAGUGAAGUGACAGACUUUAAAGUGGUUUGGCCACAUGGAGCGAAUGGAGGAGAGUAAGAUGACCAGAUGGUUGUAUGUGAGUGAAAUAGAGGGAGGGAAUGUUAGAGGAUGACCUCCAGUGAAAUGGAGAGAUAUGGUGCAAGAGUACGUUAGGGAGAGGGGGGAAAGAUCUUUGAGAAACUUUGAGGAGGCAAGGAGAGAAUGUCUGGAUAGAGAAAGUUGGAAACUCUUCUGCCGUGGCCAUCCCCUGGUGGGAGCUCCUUGUAGCAGGUGUCGAUGAAAUGAUGAUGAUGAUGAUGAUGACCUUCCACGAUACUAAAAUUUCAACAAAAUCCAACCUCCAUUAUGUAAAAGUGAGUGAAAUGGACAGAGAAUGCAAAGAGUGAGAGGGGUAGAGUAUGAGAGUGAGUGAGAGGAGUUUGCAAGAGUGGGUUGAAGAGUGUAGGGUUAGUGUGUGUGGACAGAAAAAAAAGUCUUUCCCAGCACCAAAUCAAGGGUUUUACAAGCAGCAGCCAUUGAAAUACAGAGAUAGACUGAGACACCUUUUUCCAGGACUUCUGUACAGCAAGUCGUGUGAUGGGCCUUUGAAGUGAGCUUAUGCCAUCAUGAUAAAUUGUGUGGUAAAUCUUAAGUUUACUCUGUUAAUAAAUAAGAAAUAUAUACAGAAA